Sycon ciliatum is the source of this 2582-nucleotide messenger RNA. RefSeq lists its product as uncharacterized. Bases 297 to 1457 code for a protein of 386 amino acids. The transcript has 6 exons. NCBI's taxonomy places the organism in Eukaryota, Metazoa, Porifera, Calcarea, Leucosolenida, Sycettidae. The record is from RefSeq and is a predicted model, not a curated record.
CUGCGUUUGUUGCGAAUCGCACUCAGUUCGGAGAGACAUGAUUUAGGUGAACAGAAACACUUCAAGUAGUUCAACGGACUCGGCGGUGAUUAGAACCAGUGAGGGUUGCCUGCAAACAACAUUUAAUGGUAGAGCUUGUUGCCGAGCAAGGGAAGUUAGCGCUCUCGAAUUUCUUUUGCGUCGUCUGGACGAGCUGGACUAGAACGCCCCUGGAGUCCUUUGCAGAAGGUGCAAACCACUCCUGCAGACAGUGAUCAAAGCAGUCGACGGGAUCGUCCGACUACCCGCCGGACAGGAUGAGAACAUAUUCGUUAGUCCAGCGACUCUGUAUACUCGUCACGAGUGUAGCGCUCGCCUGUGAGUGGGGCAGUCAUGCAAAGACGAUCAGCGGAAACGCCACACUGGGCUCCAUCCCGUCGCUGGACGUAGCGAAAUGCUCCGGCAUUGAACCUUACGAUGACAUGGGAGUCUUGAUAGUGGGCAGCACUGGCAUGAUGUACGUGUUCAACAGCACACAAAUUUUCAGAACCUACACGCUCACAAUCGAUUCCUGGACAGCAGCUACCAGUCUAACGUUUAUGUGCAGAAUUCCUCGUCUCCUGUCCCCGGGUCAACACCUGGAUGCCUGCAUUGCCCCCACUGUUUCGAGUUGCAUAAUCCCACGGCAUUUUGGACCAACACUGAACUGCAAAUAUUCCGAGGUGGCGGUAACUGUGCAGAAGAAGGACCUCGGUCACAGCAUCUGCUUUGUUGUUAAAGAGGCUUCAAGUUUCGAUGAUCCAGUGAAAAAGAUUUGUAUCAGAUUGGUGGACGGCACACCGGUGGUUAAGACUACACCAUCGCCUACGCCCUCGCCAUCUCCAACAGCACCACCGACUACUACUCCGACCAUCAUCACUACACCACCGCCAACCACUUCCACUCCGAGUAUUGCCACCACAGAGCCGACCACCACUCCAAGUAUUGCCACCACAAAGCCAGUUAUAACAGCAGUGACGGGAGGAGAUGGACCUGGUAAUGGUGCUUUCGAAGACGGGGAUAAGCCUGUAUCCACGGAACAGCCUGAGUCGUCGUCAGGAUUUCAGAUUCCAUUUUACGUCACAGUAGCCAUGUUGGCUCUGGCUGUGCUCAUCAUUUUCGUUCUGGCCAUUGGUCUCACUCUGGCUCACAUCCAACGGCGGGUUCCGCAUCCGCCUGAGAUAUACCAGCGGCCGGACCAGCAGGAACAACAUGACAGUACCAGUAGUGCAACAUACGACCUUGAGAUGGGACGCGCGCAGCAACCGGAGCAAUGCCCUCCAAACCAGCGGCCAGCUGAGAGAGCAAGCAAAGAGACAGUCCUAGGUCGGCCGCUAGCACAAUGCCAAAGUGAUGAUUCUACCGUUGCAGGGACAACACGGACAAACGGGGAACAUGACCCGGAUGACAGUAAAGUGUCGGGGAAAGCAGACCUAUAGCAAUCUUAGUAGAACUGCCAUGCACUGCUCAGUUCAGCUCAGUAGCAUGCAAAGGCAUCGGAGACACACGACGAUACGGCCGCGCGUUAGGCGUAGAUCAAACCAGGCACGCCGUCACAACCCUGCAAGUUUUGCUGCCGUGACGAGUGCAGAGGAGCACACAGCCAAUCCGGCAAACUAGAAGUUAGUGUGUGUGUGUUUGCACUCGCACGCGCACGCCGUGUGUGUGUGUGUGCACGUGCAAGCCGUGCAUGCACACUGCCAAUUGUCUACUUAUCCGAAAGUUGCAGCUCGAAUCAACCUAACCCCUAACAUAGAACCUGAAUCCCUGCCUUGACAGUUCGACGUCGGCGCUUGAUCGUAAAAGACUUUUUCAAUUAGAUAGCUCUAGAGUUGAGCAAAGCUUUAGGUAUAGGCUGAAUCUAUUUUAUACCAUAGCUCCGGCAGGAACUGCCUUGGUAGGACACAUUUCACAUCCGUAGUAUCUACAGAGCUGGUGGUAACAAGAGUACAUCAUGUACAUGUAACAACCAGGUGUUUGGGAAAGCUUUGGUGUGCUGACUUGUCAACACUCUCAUUGAGCCAUGUCACUCUGACCCGGUCUUCAAGGAUUGCCUGUUGCCCCCGGGGUUGUGUACUCUUUGUGGUGCCCAUAGCAACCAGUGGUACCCAUAGCAACCAGUGGUACCCAUAGCAACCAGUGGUGCCCAUAGCAACCAGUGGUACCCAUAGCAACCAGUGGUGCCCAUAGCAACCAGUGGUACCCAUACCAACCAGUGGCACCCAUACCAACCAGUGGCACCCAUAUUUCCAGUCGCAGCGUUGUUAGUUGUCUAGCCACCCCUAUCUGGUAUCGCUGGCAGCAGACCAAGGUACAUGCACAGUGUAUACACAGAGUAUGGUGUACAACUGUGCCACCCGGCCCAGGCAGAUGAGUUGAAGUGCUCUCCUUCAUUUUUUAGUUCCGUAUUAGAAUUCCCAGUUUGCAGCUGUAUUCUCAAUCCUAUAAUUAUUAUGCCACACGUACGGCUAUUGCUUUUGUUGGUGAAGAUGACGAUCUCCGUACUCGAACGGCAAUUCUAUUUUAAUUAUCAUUAUUUUUAAAUGCUUUCCGGUUGUUCUCUA